Fopius arisanus is the source of this 2617-nucleotide messenger RNA. It is a transcript of the gene Nasp, whose product is annotated as Nuclear autoantigenic sperm protein. The transcript is spliced from 2 exons. The record is from RefSeq and is a predicted model, not a curated record. Gene Ontology annotation, cellular component: nucleoplasm. Gene Ontology annotation, biological process: CENP-A containing chromatin assembly; DNA replication-dependent chromatin assembly. Gene Ontology annotation, molecular function: histone binding. Lineage: Eukaryota; Metazoa; Arthropoda; Insecta; Hymenoptera; Braconidae. The coding region runs from base 274 to 1572 and encodes 432 amino acids.
AGAUUUUUGUCCCUGUGAUGUGUGAAACGUGUGGCGGCACGCUCGACACCAAAGCUGCAGUUUUUCGAUUAACGGUCCAUUUUGCGAUAGUGCUCACACCGAAAAAUAAGCUCACUUAUUAUUCAGCUGUUUAAUCAUAACUUCACAUUGCCAAUCAUCGAAAAAAUAUCGACCAGUGGCCAGAUCCUCGGGAAGGACAAAGAGAUUGGACUGCGUCCAGAGAUAACAUCGAGAAAUAACAGACGUGUGAUUUUUUGGAGGGAACCGUUGAAGAUGGCUGAUGUUGCAGAGCAAGCCCCCUUCACUGACCCAGCAGCGGCAAUAUCACAGGGUAAACGUCAUCUACUCGUACGUGAUUACACAGCAGCGGUAACAGCCUUUGCCGAGGGACUUGAAUUGCUAUCCCAGAAACACGGAGAUUGCGGUGAUGAACUCGGUGAGCCGUAUCUACUUUAUGGUCGUGCAUUGCUUGGAUUAGCCAGAGAAGAGACUGGGGUACUCGGUGGUGGUGUACCUGGGGGUGAUGAGGAGGAUGAGGAGGACGAUGAGGACGAUGAAGUGGAUGAUGAAAAGUUGAGUGGUGUCGAUGAGAAGGAUGAGAAGGAGGAAGAUGGUCAGAAUAAAGAGGUGACUGUUGCUACUGAAAGAGCGUCAGCCUCAAAAGAGGGUGAGAAUAAAUCUGAGAAUGACAGCGAAAUUAGUAAAACUGAUGACAAUAAGAUUGAGGGGGAAAAGGUGGAGAAGCCUGAGAAUGCUGGCGAGAGCCUACCAAGUAGUAGUAAUGGAUCGAGAAUGGAGAAUGGAGAGGGUAUCGAGAAAAAUGGUAAUACUAUUCAGAAUGGAGAGGGUGAGGGUGAGGAUGUUAAUAAAGAGGAGGAGGAUGAAGACCCGGGACGUGGAAUCGAUCUUCAAGUUGCUUGGGAAGUACUUGAACUUGCUAAAAUGGUUUUCUUCAAACGUGGACCUAGUGGAUACAAACAGCUGGCUGAGGCGCACAGGCUUCUCGGUGAAGUUGCUAUGGAGAGUGGUAAUCAGCAAGUGGCUGUGUCUGAUCUUGAGAAGGCGUUGAAAAUUCUUGAGAAUGUUGAGCCUCGUGAAGCAAGAGCAAUGGCUGAGUUGCAUUAUCAGCUCGGUUUGGCUCAUUCACUUGGUAAUGAUUUUGAUGCCAGUAUCGAGCAGUUCAAUGAAGCAACGAAUUUACUCGAGGCAAGGAUAAAGGAACUCGAGAGUGCUGAGGAAUCACCGAAGAGUGAUGAUCCGUUUUAUACGGUUGAGGGAGAGAUCAGUGAGCUCAAGGAACUUUUGCCUGAGAUUCAGGAUAAAAUCGCGGAUAUGAAGGACUUUAAGCAAGAAGCUUGCAGACUUGUUAUCGAGGGAAUUAAGAGCAAAGUUGCUGGUGGAUGUACCAAUGGAGUUGGAACGAGCUCGGAUGGUCCUUCAGCCAGUGGCACUUCAGAAUCACCCAAAAUCGCUAAACCUGCUAGUGAUAUUUCACACCUCGUCAGGAAGAAACGUAAAAAUGAGGAGCCCGAACCAGAGGCUGCGUCACCCUGUAAGAAACAAACUCCAUGAAUCGUUAAUUAGCGAAGACGUCAAGGGUAAUUUAUCAAAUUGUUUCCUAGUCGAGUUUUGGAGGAAUAUCUCAGAAUAUAAAAAAAACAGUGAGAUUCGUGUUACAGCGUUUUUUUUUUCUUUUUUUUGGAGCGGAAUGAGAGCUACGAAAAAGGUUGUUACAAAAAUUUCAGUAUCUCUCGUAGAUUCAGAGAUAUUCGUUGAAAACUUGCCCGUUACUUACAUCGAUUUGUUACUCUUUAUCUCUUCGCUACUGAAUUAAUUUUCGGUAGUUGCGGAAAAAGAAAGGAGAGGACGGAAAUAAGAGGAAAAGAGAAUGAGUGAGAGGAAGGAAGAGGAGUUGGGGGCGCAUUGAAUUUUUUUUUCCUCGUGGAGGCAAAAUCGUCCUUCAUAUCUCCUCAUGAGUAAAUGUCCGGAGUUGUCUGCUGAAAGGUUUUAAUAAGACGCAGGCAUAAAGCUGCGAAAAUGUUGUGAGUUACUUCUUUUCAAUAACAAAAUGUUUCAACUUUCCUCAUGUUUAUUGUUUUAACCAUAUGAUAAUUAUUCGUUUGCUGAAUGAUAGCGGUAGUACUUUAGUUUAUUUAUUCAGAUUUCGUACUAUUAUUCUGAUGGGAAAAUGUACUUCGUUGAGGAACAACUGUUUUUAGCAGUGUUCUGUGUAUUUUUUGAAUCCCUUUAUUUCCAGGGACAAUCCAGUUGGUUUAUAUGCACGAAAUUUUUCAUAUCUCCCUCGAAUAUCCUCAAAGUAAACUUGUAAUUUGUUUGUCCCUCUCAAUACAUGGCAUUAACCAAUUUUUUUUUACUGAAAUUUCACUUGAACUAUAACGUCGUAGAAAAAAUAGACAUAACUUUCCUGUUGUUAUUCUCACAAGGAUGACCUUUUAAACUUGACAUUUGAAAAGGAUAUGAAAUAUAUUCAAGGGGCAACAUGGAAAUUUUUAUGCAUAAAAAUGAGCCAUGAAGAAGCAUGACUGGAGUGUAUUUAGAAUAAGAUAAUGAGUAAGAAAAUCAAGUUGUAAUAAUAAAAAAGUUGAUUGUCAUUUUU